AUGGUGGUGUCGAGUGAUGUGGCGAUGGCAGAGGCUGAGACGGAACGUAAACGGAUGAGGGAGGAGGAGCAGUCGGGAUCAGCAAAUCUGUUGAGUGAGCUUCAGAGAAUGAUGGCACAACAAACGCAGAGUGUGACGGCGGCCAAUCUCACAGCUGUUGAUGGGAAAAUCGAGACGGUCAAAACGGCAAUUACAGCAGUUGACAGUAAGGUGGAUGCCGUCCAACAAUCUUUCAAUCAGGAUAUGCAGGCUCUCUCACGUAGGCAAGCAGAUCUGGAGACUCAGUUUCUGAAUCAUAUUGUUGGCAGCGACGGGACGUCAUCUUGA
Messenger RNA from Prorocentrum cordatum, 327 nucleotides. NCBI's taxonomy places the organism in Eukaryota, Dinophyceae, Prorocentrales, Prorocentraceae. The record is from the annotation of a GenBank genome assembly.